AUGGCUACCGAAGACCCCGGCAGCGGCGGCACAGCAGACUCAUGCGCUGCAGGCGAGGGCCCGGGAACCAAUCUCCUACGCACCGGAGAGUGCGGUAACUCCUUACAUGAUGCUGGCGCUAAAGACAGCGAGACCGCCGCAAGCUGCGCAAAGAUUUCGGCUUCCGCUACGGAUUCUUCCGCCCCUCCCCCGGCCGUCGACGCUCAAUUGCCGGCGGGAGGAGAAGACGCCUCUGCCACCGUCCAAGGCAACGGCUCCGCUGCCACCCCAGAAGCGGAAACCCCACCAGAACAAAGCGAGCCACCGUCUCCCGCCGCCUCGGAUGCCGUAACUCCUACCGCGAGACCCACCCGCGCAGCGGGGCAGGCCAACGCCGCCGAUGAUACCGCCGCGACGAAGACUCCGGCCACGCAAGGCACCGGGGAGGCGGGAAACGAGGCGGCCACGCUGGCACCCUCGCCAUCGUCUUCGCCUCCCACACUUGCUGCUGCUACCCCCACGGAGGCGGCCCCCGCUGCCGUUUCGGGGAGUGCUCCGGCGGCGGAGGAGGAUGGGGGUGACGCGGUGGAGAUUUCGGCGGAGAGUCUCGGUACCGAUAGUGUAGCUGGUUCCGUUGAUAAAGAAGCUGCCGUGGAAACGGGAACGCAAGACGUGCCCGCGACGGAGUAUGACGUAGCUCCUCAAGAACAGUCGCAGGUAGAAGUGCAAGAAGCGGCAGGCGGGGAUGAGGUCGUUGCGGUAGAGGCAGCAGCGGCUGAGACUGACGUUGCCGAAGCAGCGGGUAGUCCUACUGAGAGCGUGGCUAGUGGGGUGGAGGAAGCCGUAGAGGUAGAUGCAGAGGCACUGGCCGAAAACGAAGCUGUCGAAGAAGACGACGCUGGCACUGAAAAGGACGAGGUGGCCGAAGAAACCCAAUCUGAAGGCGAAGAUUCCGCCGAGGAAGCUGCUGUUGCCCAAGGAGAGGUGGCGACGGCGGGAGGAGAAGAAGAAGCAGCAGCGGCUGUGGAAGUGGAAGGAGGCGAGGCGGCGCCGGGAGAAGCAGCGGCUGCUGGAGAAGUGGAAGGAGAGAAAGCGGCGCCGGAAGGAGAAGCAGCAGCAGCUGCUGAAGGACGAGCAACGUUGGCCGAAGGAGGACCCUCAGUUGUAACGGCCACGAAUGGAGUGCCUCCGGACGGCAGCGGAGGCGAGGCGCGGGAUGACGCCAGGAUGGAGGACGAUGACGGGCAAGAGCUGGCGGGCGCGGCCGGCGAGCGUGAAGGAGCAGACGCUGCUGCACGGGCCGAUGAGGAGGUUAAGAAGGAAGCGGUGGAGCCGAGCGGCGGCGGCGGCGCGGCGAAGAGAGACGGGGAUGAUGACGUUGUAGAUCUUUCGUUGACGGCCAUGGAUGUAGACGAAGAGCAGCAGCAGGCCGAGUCGCCGGCAGCGGUUGCGGUAAGCGAUGCUAAGGUAGACGACAAGAUCGACCCCGAUCCCACAAUGCAAGUCGAAGAGGGUACCCCAGCGGCGGCGGCGCACGGUGCAGUUGACAGCAACGCAGGGGUGCCGCCGGAGGUAGAAAGUGGUGCGUCCAACUCGGAAAGUAACGACGCAGGUAAAGGUGGGGUUGGUACGCAGGGUGACGCUACCCCUCAGGGAAAGGCAGCCGUCGAGGGCAAGCCGUCGGUGUCAGAAGCGGAAACAGUUGGCACCCCGGUCAAAGAGGGCAAAGAAACGGGAGCGGCUACAAGUAAGAAGGAGGAGCCUGGCGCAAAGCUUCAAGCGGGAAAAGAUGCCACCGCGGCGGCCGCCGCUGUUGCGUCGGAGGGAGCCGGAGACGAGGGAACCGGCGGUAAGACCAAGAAAAAGAAAAAGAAGGGCCAGGACGGAGGAGGCUCCGACAAGAAGAGCGAGAAGUCGGGGAGCGAUGGCGGUGGCGGUAAGAAAGGGUCCAAGAAGUCCGAGGCCGGGUCGUCCUCCAAGUCGGAGGCCAAGAAGGCCGCCGCCAGCGACAACGACCAGUCCUCCUCCCAGGGGUCCCCGCGAGCCCACAAGGAUAAGUCCGGCGGCAAGUCGUCCAAGUCUUCCAAGGGUUCCGGCAGCAAGCCGGACGGUGACAAGAAGAGCAGCAAGAAGAGCAGCAAAGGAGGCUCGUCCAAGAGCAAAGGCGACUCCAAGGCCAACCCCUCGGAGAAGGAUAAGGACAAGUCCUCGAAGAGUAAGAAGGGAGAGAGCGGGCGUGACAAGUCUGGUCGCGAGGCCGAGAAGCCCAGCAAGCGCAUGCUUGCGAUGGACCGCGUCGCCGCUACCGCCGGCAGCGGCAGCGGGCGCGCAGGCGCGCAGGACCGUUCUUUCGGGGGAAAUUCACGGCGCGGGGCCCCCCAGGGGUACGCGGCCCAGGCCGCCGACGAGGGCUACGCUGCUCGCGCCGCCCCCUCUUCCGGAGGGAAGGGGCGCGAGCUUGACGACGGCGCCAGAGACUCGUCGUCCAGGAACCGCGACGAGUUCAAGGAGUACGCCCUGGCGGUGCGGAAGAGGGACCGGCGCGGGCGGGUGGACGAGCAGCCGGACCCGAGGGAGAGGGUCGGCGGGAGGUCACACCGCGGGAAGGAUUAUUCCCAGGACGUGCGGAGCAGCGCCGACGACAAGCCGAUGUCGCGCUACCUGCCGGGCGACCUUCCCCCCAGCCGCCAGAGAUCCUCUCUGGGCCACGGCUCCCCCGAGAGCGCGGCUCGGAGCCCCAGGGGGCGAGGGAGCAGCAGAGACAAGUAUCGCCGCGGGGAUUCCCCUUCUGGCUCUUCGUCCCGGAGGGGGCGGAGGGAGCCCUCGCCGCGGGGCGCCGGUGACCGCGGCGGCGGGCGCGGGGACAGGCGCGGCCGCGAUUUCUCGCCCCCGUCGCGCGGGUCAGAGGGGGCCGCAGGCUGGGAACGCGGAGGGCGCGGGAAGCCCCAGCGUGGAGGGUCCCCCCGGAACAAGAAAGCUCGGUACCCGGGCGGCGAGGGGGGGGAGGGCGCGGAAGACUACGACUACGAGCGUUUCACCGGGGCGGCGUUGCACGAAGGGCACGAAGCCUUCGGCGGAGCGGGGGGCCCCGUGGAGGGGCCCGCUCGCCCCCGUCACCUGGAGAGGGACUACAAAGGCCCCGGCGGUAGGGGCGGCGGCGGCCGGGGCGGGGGCAGGGGGGGCCGGGGCAGGGGAGGGAGGGGCGACCACGACCCGAUGGCGGAGCCCGGGUUCCCGUCGCCGUACGAGACAGGGGGGCCCGGUCGAGGACGCGGUCGCAGGGGCGACAUGCCCGCUCCUGCCGGCCGCGUCGGCCGGGACGGGGGGAA
Messenger RNA from Ectocarpus siliculosus, 3308 nucleotides. Lineage: Eukaryota; Phaeophyceae; Ectocarpales; Ectocarpaceae. The record is from the annotation of a GenBank genome assembly.